Molecule: messenger RNA, 696 nt
Organism: Drosophila biarmipes
Lineage: Eukaryota; Metazoa; Arthropoda; Insecta; Diptera; Drosophilidae
Product: migration and invasion enhancer 1
Exons: 2
Coding region: 150-437 (95 amino acids)
Biological process (GO): positive regulation of filopodium assembly; negative regulation of apoptotic process
Source: RefSeq, a predicted model, not a curated record
AAGUCCCGCCUUGAAAUAUUUUUUUGGUCCGAGGCUUGGUUACUUACUUAUAAUGUGUUUUUUCAAGUGUAACGAUAACACUCCGCCGCUAACAAUAUCGAUAACUGGGCGACAGCUGUCUUCUAUUUCUGUUUUGCUUACUUUAUGCAAUGGUGAAAGUUGAGGUGGAAUACUGCGGCAUCUGCAACUUCAGCGGGCAGUGCCGCCUGCUGCGCGAGUUCCUGCUGGCCUCGUCCCCCGGCCUGGAGGUGUCCUGCCGCCAGGGACGCCGCGGCGCCUUCGAGGUGGCCAUCGACGGCCAGCUGGUGCACUCGAAGCUCUCCUGCCUGGCAUUCCCGCAGCAUGCCAGUGUCCUGGCCCAGGUUGAAAAGGCGCAACGGGGAGAGCCCGUGGAGAAGGUCCUGGAGCAGCCCAUCAAGGACUGCAGCAUUAUGUGAUGUCCCCUCCACCAGGAUCUCCAGUUAACCCCAGUUUAUAAGUUACAUUUAAGGUUGCGCCAAAGACAGUGCUAGAACAUCCACAGAUCCCUACUAUGACCUGUGAUAUGAGGCUUUUCGAUUAUGGUCCCCACUUCAUUGAGGAUAACUGAAGGUCCGUGCUUCAUUUACAUUGAUAUUGCUUUAGGAACUUAACAAGCCAAAGGAGUAUCUUUAAGACCUAAUAAAGCGAAAAUAAGGGAUACCCAACUCUUACUGA